GACAUGGAGAAUAAAGAAACCCUCAGGGGGUUGCAGAAAAUGGAUGACCGCCCAGAAGAGCGCAUGAUCAGGGAGAAACUCAAGGCAACGUGUAUGCCAGCCUGGAAGCACGAAUGGCUGGAAAGAAGAAGCAGAAGAGGGCCUGUGGUGGUGAAACCUAUCCCUGUGAAAGCAGAUGCAUCUGAAAUGAGCAAACUGUCUCUAGAAUCUCAGGCUGAAGGACAGAGCACGGCUUCUUCACCCACGCAGAAAGGGAGACGUAGCCCUUCUCCCAGCAGCUCCUCUUCAUCAUCCUCGAGGACUGUUAAAUCUGAAUCCCCAGGAGUCAGAAGAAAAAGGGUAUCUCCAGUGCCUUUUCAGAGUGGCCGAAUAACACCACCUCGAAGAGCUCCCUCUCCAGAUGGCUUCUCUCCGUAUAGCCCUGAGGAGACGAAUCGCCGUGUCAACAAAGUUAUGAGAGCCAGGCUGUACCUGCUGCAGCAGAUAGGACCUAACUCCUUCUUAAUCGGAGGAGACAGCCCUGAUAACAAGUAUAGGGUGUUUAUUGGGCCUCAGGUGAGAACGUUUUUGUUACAUUUCCUGUACGUUAUGCUGCGAGUAUUCCAGCUGGAGCCCUCUGACCCGAUGCUGUGGAGAAAGACUCUGAAGAACUUUGAGGUUGAGAGUUUGUUCCAGAAAUAUCACAGUAGGCGUAGCUCAAGGAUCAAAGCUCCAUCUCGUAACACCAUCCAGAAGUUUGUCUCACGCAUGUCAAACUCCCAUACAUUGUCAUCAUCUAGUACUUCCACAUCUAGUUCAGAAAACAGUAUGAAGGAUGAAGAAGAACAGAUGUGCCCCAUUUGUUUGUUAGGGAUGCUGGAUGAAGAGAGCCUAACUGUGUGUGAAGAUGGCUGCAGGAAUAAGUUACACCACCAUUGCAUGUCAAUAUGGGCAGAAGAAUGUAGAAGAAACAGAGAGCCACUUAUAUGUCCUCUUUGUAGAUCUAAGUGGAGAUCGCAUGAUUUCUAUAGUCAUGAAUUGCCAAGUCCUGUGGAUUCUUCUGUUCUUCGUAUGGUGCAGCAACAAACUCAACAGCAAUCUAUGGCUGGAUCACAAAGAAGAACCCAAGAUAGUAAUUUUAACCUUACUCAUUAUGGGGUCCAGCAGAUUCCUUCUGCCUAUAAAGACUUAGCUGAGCCAUGGAUUCAGGUGUUUGGAAUGGAGUUAGUUGGCUGCUUGUUUUCUCGAAACUGGAACAUACGGGAGAUGGCACUGCGACGUCUUUCGCAUGAUGUUAGUGGUGCUCUAUUACUGGCUAAUGGUGAAAGCACUGGAAAUUCUGGAAGCAGCAGUAGGAACAACACAAGUGCUGGAGCUCUAGGAGCAGCUAGUGGGUCAUCUCAGACCAGUAUCUCAGGAGAUGUUGUCGUGGAGUCCUGCUGCAGUGUGCUGUCCAUGGUCUGUGCCGACCCUGUCUACAAAGUGUAUGUUGCUGCUUUAAAAACCUUAAGAGCCAUGCUGGUAUAUACUCCUUGUCAUACAUUGGCAGAGAGAACUAAACUACAGCGACUUCUCAAGCCAGUUGUAGAGACAAUAUUAGUUAAAUGUGCCGAUGCCAACAGUCGAACAAGUCAACUCUCGGUCUCAACGCUACUGGAGAUGUGUAAAGGCCAAGCAGGAGAGCUGGCAGUUGGAAGAGAAAUACUUAAAUCUGGGUCCAUCGGUAUUGGUGGAGUUGAUUAUGUCCUGAACUGUAUUCUUGGAACCCAAACUGAAUCAAGCAACUGGCAAGCGCUACUGGGGAGACUCUGUUUGAUAGACAGACUGCUGUUGGAAUUCCCUGGUGAAUUUUAUCCCCACAUUGUCUGUGGGGAUGUUUUACAGGCUGAUACUGUAGUAGACAGGUAUAAGAAGCUUCUCUCUCUCUUGAAUUUUGCCUUGCAGUCGAUUGACAAUUCACACUCGAUGGUUGGUAAACUAUCCCGGAGAGUAUUUUUGAGUGCAGCAAGGAUGGUUGCAAGAGUGCCCCAUGUUUUUGUAAAGCUUUUAGAAAUGCUGAAUGUGACAAGCUCUACUCACUAUGCAAGGAUGCGUCGACGUCUAAUGGCAAUAGCAGAUGAAAUGGAAAUUGCAGAAGCCAUCCAGCUAGGCAUGGAAGAAAUGCAUUCUGGAGAGGCUCGACACGAUGACUUUCUGCAGCUGCCUGUACCAGAUAACUCUCCAGAAGCUACAGAAAACAAUACUCCUAACAAUACUGUCCAGUUAUCAGGAAAAAGUGGGAAAGGUUUAGGGGAUAAAAAAUUAUGUGUCAGUCCAGAGGACACUUCUGAGACACUGGCUGGCCUUGCUGUGGGACUUCCCGUUUCAUCAGUAACCACUGAGCAACCAAAGCCAGCCAUUCAAACAAAAGGAAAGCUCCACAGCCAGUAUUUGAACUCUUCUCCCUCAUCCAGUCAUUCCCAGACACUUUUCCCAAUGCUUCAGUCUCCUUCAAACCCAUUUGUACCAGCUGGCAAUGUAACAGAUGUCUCCAAACUCAGACCUUGGGGAUUCAUUCCCUGCAAAAUCCCUUCACCUUCUCAAACACAGCGGAAACUCUCUCUCCAAUUUCCAAGAAACUGUUCUGAGAAUAAAGAAACAGAGAAGCUUUCUCCAGUUUUUACCCAGGCUAGGCCGUUGCCAUCCAGUCACAUACACAGGCCAAAGCCAUCUCUAUCCACCUUGGGUGAUGUGAACAAGCAGGGAGAAACAUCAAAAAACAGUAUGACGCUUGACCUGAAUGAUAUUUCACAGUGUGAGGGCAGCAGCAACAAUAGCAGUGUGGUUAUACCGAGUGAAGAGACGGUGUCCACACCGGUGGAUGAGAAAAGUCGACUGGAUGUUAAUGCUGAACUCAAUUCCAGUAUUGAGGAUCUACUUGAGGCCUCCAUGCCAACGAGUGAUGGCACAGUUACAUUCAAGUCUGAAGUUGCAGUGCUUUCUCCUGAGCGGGCAGAAAAUGAUGAUACAUACAAAGAUGAUGUAAGUCAUAAUCAGAAAUGCAAGGAAAAGAUGGAAGCUGAAGAGGAGGAAGCUUUAGCUAUUGUUUUUAAUUUAUGUUUAAAUUGUGAUUCGCUAAAUUUACAAAGCCAUGAUGUUGUAGUCAUAAUUCAAAAAAAAACACCAGAAACUCUGCCUGGACAUACCAAAGCAAAGCACCAUUACAGAGAAGAUGCCGAAUGGCUUAAAGGUCAGCAAAUAGGCCUUGGAGCUUUUUCUUCCUGUUACCAAGCUCAAGAUGUAGGAACAGGGACAUUAAUGGCUGUAAAGCAGGUGACAUAUGUCCGGAACACAUCGUCUGAGCAAGAAGAGGUAGUUGAAGCACUGAGAGAAGAGAUAAGGAUGAUGAGUCAUCUAAACCAUCCUAACAUUAUUCGAAUGUUGGGUGCUACAUGUGAGAAGAGCAACUAUAAUCUCUUUAUUGAAUGGAUGGCAGGAGGCUCAGUUGCUCAUUUGUUAAGUAAAUAUGGAGCCUUCAAGGAAUCUGUAAUUAUUAAUUACACAGAACAACUGUUACGUGGCCUUUCAUAUCUCCAUGAGAAUCAGAUAAUCCAUAGAGAUGUUAAAGGUGCCAAUUUGCUAAUUGACAGCACGGGUCAUAGAUUACGAAUUGCUGAUUUUGGAGCUGCAGCCAGGCUGGCAUCCAAAGGAACUGGUGCUGGGGAGUUUCAGGGGCAGUUGUUGGGAACGAUUGCAUUUAUGGCACCGGAGGUUCUGAGAGGUCAGCAGUACGGUAGGAGCUGUGACGUGUGGAGCGUCGGCUGCGUUGUGAUAGAAAUGGCUUGUGCUAAACCUCCUUGGAAUGCAGAGAAACACUCCAAUCAUCUCGCCCUGAUCUUUAAGAUUGCUAGUGCAACUACUGCUCCGUCAAUCCCUUCACAUCUGUCUCCUGGUUUAAGAGAUGUGACUCUGCGGUGUUUAGAGCUUCAGCCUCAGGACAGACCCCCCUCAAGGGAGCUGCUGAAACACCCCGUCUUCCGUACAGCCUGGUAGCUAAUCACAUCAGCUGGUGUGCUGAAGAAGAUGCUACUGAACACCUGUCCUGCAGUGCGCUGAAGCACAGCAGCUUGUGUUAUUCUGCUGGCCUUAAUGCUACAUCAAGGACUUGAGGCCAGUGGAGGACCCUACCUAAGUGUGUGAUCGACAAAUCGAGAUCUUUACCUAAGCUCUGUAUGCAGCAUUUCACAACUUGAGCAGAAAAAUGUAAACUGUGCCUUUUUUAAACAUCUGGCUCUAGGUUUCUUUAAAUCUGCAAGAUUAUUUAGCAGAUAAGUGAUUUUUAUUUUAUUUGGAGCACUUUUUCAGCAAUAUUAGCAGCUGAGGGGCUCAGGUUCUACUUUAAUAUAGCAAUCACUGUUCCAUUUCACAUCAUCUAGAUGUAAGCAGAGAGUUCUGCAGUUACAGUCAGUUUUCAGCACUGGUUAAAAGAAAGUUCUGUAUCUGUCCCUUUUGAUUAUACAAAGUUUUCUGAGUAACAAAUGAAAG
This is a messenger RNA of Tinamus guttatus (white-throated tinamou), 4503 nucleotides long. The record is from RefSeq and is a predicted model, not a curated record. Lineage: Eukaryota; Metazoa; Chordata; Aves; Tinamiformes; Tinamidae.